AUGGUGAACAUAACGGAGAAGAUCAAGGAGAUUGAGGAUGAGAUGAAAAGGACGCAGAAGAACAAGGCGACAGAAUAUCAUCUUGGUCUUUUGAAGGGAAAGCUCGCACGUCUACGAGCGCAACUUCUUGAACCUGGUCCCGGAGCAGGUGGAGGUGGCGGCGCUGGUUUCGAUGUGAGCAAAAGUGGCGAUGCGCGAAUAGCGCUUGUCGGCUUCCCGUCCGUCGGAAAAUCCACUUUUCUGUCCAAAGUGACAAGAACGAAGUCCGAGGUUGCCUCGUACGCCUUCACGACCCUAACCGCCAUUCCUGGAGUGCUCGAAUACGGCGGCGCGGAAAUCCAGCUCCUCGAUCUGCCCGGUAUUAUUGAGGGCGCUUCCGAAGGCAAAGGUAGAGGGCGACAAGUUAUCUCGGCUGCGAAGACGAGCGAUCUCAUUCUCAUGGUGCUGGAUGCGACGAAGAGAGCAGAGCAGAGAGCUUUGCUAGAAGCCGAGUUGGAAGCUGUUGGUAUUCGGUUGAACAGAGAGCCACCAAACAUAUAUCUCAAGGUCAAAAAGGCCGGUGGCGUGAAGAUCACAUUCCAGUCCACGCCGAAGAACAUAGACGAGAAGAUGGUGUUCAACAUUCUCCGCGACUACAAGAUGCUGAACUGCGAGGUCCUGGUGCGCGACGACGAGGCGACGGUGGACGACCUGAUCGACGUGAUCAUGAAGGACCACCGCAAGUACAUCAAGUGCCUAUACGUGUACAACAAGAUCGACAGCGUCUCGCUCGACUUCCUCGACAAGCUCGCGCGCGAGCCCCAGACCGUCGUCAUGAGCUGCGAGCUCGACCUCGGCAUCCAAGACGUCGUCGAGCGCUGCUGGAAGGAGCUCCAGCUCAUCCGCAUCUACACGAAGCGGAAAGGCGUCGACCCCGAGUUCGGCGAGGCCCUCAUCGUCCGCAGCAACGCCACCAUCGAGGACGUCUGCGAUCGCAUCCACCGCACGCUCAAGGAUACGUACAAGUAUGCGCUGGUAUGGGGCGCCAGUGCUAGACAUGUCCCGCAACGGGUCGGGCUCGGACACUUAGUGGCGGACGAGGAUGUGGUCUACAUAGUUAGUGGGUACAAAGCAUAG
Molecule: messenger RNA, 1116 nt
Organism: Hypoxylon fragiforme
Lineage: Eukaryota; Fungi; Ascomycota; Sordariomycetes; Xylariales; Hypoxylaceae
Product: P-loop containing nucleoside triphosphate hydrolase protein
Exons: 6
Coding region: 1-1116 (371 amino acids)
Biological process (GO): cytoplasmic translation
Cellular component (GO): cytoplasm
Molecular function (GO): GTPase activity; GTP binding
Source: RefSeq, a predicted model, not a curated record